Messenger RNA from Plasmodium gonderi, 1065 nucleotides. RefSeq names its product variable surface protein. The transcript has 3 exons. Lineage: Eukaryota; Apicomplexa; Aconoidasida; Haemosporida; Plasmodiidae. The record is from RefSeq and is a predicted model, not a curated record. Bases 1 to 1065 code for a protein of 354 amino acids.
AUGUCUGAAAAAAGAUUAGUUGAUACAGUUCUUAUUAAGUCUAUUCAAGAUGAGUACCCUCUUUUGAACAUUUGGCCAAAAGUAAACGCAGAUAAAUUAUUUAGAGUUAAUUCGAGCUAUGAAUCAAUAUGUAAAGAAAUUAAUGAACAAUCAAAUGGAGAUGUUGGGAGUGAUACUUGCCAAACAUUUUUUGCAUAUUUAGAAGAUAUUGUUAGGGAUGAAUACAAUGAAACUGUUCGUGGUAUUUAUGAUGAUCUUAUAAAUCUAAAUUAUGAAGAUGAAGUAUCAUAUAAUGUUUAUUCGUAUCAAUUUUGGAAUUUUUUACAUUAUUUUAAAAAGAUAGCAAAAAAUAAAAUGUACAAAAAUAUUUAUAUGAUCAAAAAUUUGUAUGAAGAUAAUGAUAAAUUGAAAGGAAUAAUGAAGUUAUUUUAUUUUGAUGAAAAUGUAGGUGAUAUUAAAAAUGUAUUAGAAAAUUAUCAUAAUAAGGACUAUAAGAAGACAUGUGAAUUUGUAAAUGAAUGUAUAGAUGUGUACAGAGAUUUUUUAAAUUAUACAUGUCCUACGGAAUAUUAUGAUAAAUUUUCGGACAGUACUGUAUGUAAUGAGUUGUAUGUAUUUUUUGAUAAUUACGAUAAAAUUCUUUAUCACCCAUUGAAGAAGUAUGAUAGGAUUACAUCUUUAAGAGAAUACCCGGACACUGCUAGAGUCAGAUGUGAUUAUGAUGAACCUAUGUAUAGUUACUAUCCAAUAUUCGCAUUCUUUAAACAUAUAUCACGGGGUGUAACUCCAUUCGGGUUUUCUUCAAUUACUUUUUUCUCCUUGUUGGCUAUCUUCUUGUGUCUCUUCAUUUUGUAUAAGGUGAGGAUGCUGUUUACUCCUGUGGGAUUGCACUUCAGCCCUCAGAAGAAAAAAAUCAAAAAUGCUUGGAAAAAUAUACAGCGGGAGCAUGAAAGAGCAACUCGUUCGAAUAAUGAUCAAGAAAGUGAUAAAAGUGAAGUGACCGAUGAUGAUUCAACAGUUACAGAUGAUUCAUUUAAUAUACGUUAUCAGUCAACGAGAUCUUAG